This is a messenger RNA of Zonotrichia leucophrys gambelii, 1391 nucleotides long. RefSeq names its product stathmin 3 (gene STMN3). Gene Ontology annotation, cellular component: neuron projection; cytoplasm. The transcript is spliced from 5 exons. The record is from RefSeq and is a predicted model, not a curated record. Bases 270 to 812 code for a protein of 180 amino acids. Gene Ontology annotation, molecular function: tubulin binding. Gene Ontology annotation, biological process: microtubule depolymerization; regulation of microtubule polymerization or depolymerization; neuron projection development. NCBI's taxonomy places the organism in Eukaryota, Metazoa, Chordata, Aves, Passeriformes, Passerellidae.
GCGUUCCUGGCAGGCAGGCUUGCCUGGGAGGGAUCUGCCGUCAAAGCCACCCAGGAAAGGAGGCCUGAUACGCUCAUUAAUAUUCUGAACUAGUGACCCUGCUUUUUCUUUCCGCCCCUCGCCUUUCUGUGGGCGCUCCAGCCUCUCCCCGCCGCGGAUGGCUGCAGCCCCCUCCAGCUGAGUCAGUCCUGCCUCCCGCAGCAUUGCAGCACCUCCGCAGCUCCUGCGCUCCCGCCGCUCCUGCAGCACCGCUCUGCUCCCGCCGCAGCAUGGCCAGCACCGUCUCAGCCUACAAGGAGAAAAUGAAGGAGCUGUCUCUGCUCUCCCUCAUCUGCUCCUGUUUCCACACCCAGCCCCAUCCCAACACCAUCUACCAGUAUGGAGAUAUGGAGGUGAAGCAGCUGGAUAAGAGGGCAUCAGGCCAGAGCUUCGAAGUGAUCCUGAAGUCCCCUUCAGAUUUAUCUCCUGAGAGCCCAAUCCUCUCCUCCCCUCCCAAGAAGAAGGAUCUGUCCCUGGAGGAGCUGCAGAGGAGGCUGGAGGCUGCAGAGGAGAGGAGGAAGACCCAGGAGGCGCAGGUGCUGAAGCAGCUGGCGGAGAAGCGGGAGCACGAGCGGGAGGUGCUGCACAAGGCGCUGGAGGAGAACAACAACUUCAGCCGCCUGGCCGAGGAGAAGCUCAACUACAAGAUGGAGCUGAGCAGGGAGAUCCGUGAGGCACACCUCGCUGCCUUGAGGGAGCGGCUCCGCGAGAAGGAACUGCACGCGGCCGAGGUCCGCAGGAACAAGGAACAGCGGGAGGAGAUCUCUGGAUAAAGGGCUUUUCUACACAUCUAGCACCUGAUUCCUGUUAACAAACCAACCAGUCGACCAACCAACACAUUUUAUUUUGUUUGUCUAGAUGCAACAUUUGGUUCUCCAUCCCCCCUCCCCGGUGUUUGUCCCCCAGCUACACGCUUCUCUCUGCAUCCCUAAUCGUCAGUGCUUGUGGGGAUUCACAGAUCAUAGGGACCUCUAAGCAGAAUAGCAGCUAGUUCACAUCAAAUAGAGAAUCAAUCAGUCAAUCAGCCAAUCAAACAGCUUCUUUGGAGGGUUUUGUCCUUUUUUUAAAAAAAAAAUAAUAUUUCUUAAACGGAUGUAAAGAGAAAAAACCAAACGAAAAUAUUAAUAAAUUCAACCAUCAGUGUCACAGAGAUACGGAUUUCUUAUCCGGGGCUUUUCCUCCUCUUGGUGUUUGCUCUGAGCCAAAUAUCAGUUUCAGAAAAAUGGGAAAUAAGUGAUAGUUUCUGUGUGUGAAGUAAAGUAGGGAGCAGUCCCCUGUUUGGUAGGAGAGUGGAAGGAGAGGGACGGAUGGCUCAGGAGUUGCAGAGAGUGCAGAGCCCCCAUCUUGUGGCU